AUGAAGCAUUGGAAGGUGACAAAGUCAGGGGGAGAUGGUUGGCAGAUUAUAGAUUUACUUGAAGAAGGCUGCAGUGAACAUGUCCUUGACGUUGUGAGGCCCAGCAUUCGAGUAUCAGAGUGGUAUGCAGCAAGGUUUGAUUGCGCAGCCAAAUAUGUCCUGAAAGUAGCCUUGCGUAAAGACAAUAAGAAGGAGUUGUUUUGGAAGCAGAGAAUACCAGAAAACUGCUUAUAUGUUGCCAAAGAAAUUCUUUCAGCAGGUCGAGACUGGUUCAAAGCUGAGCACGUUUUUAAAGAUUACCCAGCAGGUGUGCGAUACAUUGGCUUCUUUCACAAGGGGAAGGACAGGCAGUUCUGGGCAGGCCACUUUGGAGCCAAGUUAACAUUUGGUUCAGUUGUCAUUGACUUCAUUUAUACAGCAUUGACAGAAUGA
Molecule: messenger RNA, 432 nt
Organism: Dreissena polymorpha
Lineage: Eukaryota; Metazoa; Mollusca; Bivalvia; Myida; Dreissenidae
Product: F-box only protein 6-like
Exons: 4
Coding region: 1-432 (143 amino acids)
Biological process (GO): SCF-dependent proteasomal ubiquitin-dependent protein catabolic process; glycoprotein catabolic process
Cellular component (GO): cytoplasm; SCF ubiquitin ligase complex
Molecular function (GO): ubiquitin protein ligase activity
Source: RefSeq, a predicted model, not a curated record